UUAAGGGAGGCGGUGCCCCCGGGCACUAACAUUUUGAUUUCUGCUACGAAUCUUGCUGCUUCCUUGAGGCUGCAGCUGUUCGCCCCCCUUCGCAAGUGCCCUGCAGAGUAGUGGCCGAGUUGAGUCCCCUGGCACCCUGGAGCGCCCACCGCUCGCUUGGGAUUGUGGUUUUGCUCCGAGGAGCCGCGCACGACCCUAGGAGAUGCCUCGGCACGCGCUCUGGAUCUUCCUCCUGGCGAUUCUGAAGGCGAGAGGGGAGCUGCCUUUCAUCGCAGAGAACAACGCCGCGAUGAUGGUGAACUGGAAUGCUGUGGAAGAAAACAAAAAACUCUAUGCAAUUUAUGACACAAGUGUGAGCGAUCAUGGGAACAUGUCCUUCGUGAAAGAAACGGUGGAUAAAUUGCUGAAAGGCUACGACAUUCGCCUCAGACCGGAUUUUGGAGGCCCCCCAGUGAACGUCGGGAUGAACAUAGACAUUGCCAGCAUCGACAUGGUGUCAGAAGUCAACAUGGACUACACACUAACUAUGUACUUUCAACAAUACUGGAGAGAUAAAAGACUAGCCUAUGCUGGGAUUCCUCUCAACCUUACGCUUGAUAACCGAGUAGCGGAUCAACUAUGGGUGCCUGAUACUUACUUCCUAAACGACAAGAAAUCAUUCGUGCACGGUGUUACUGUUAAGAAUCGAAUGAUUCGCCUUCAUCCAGAUGGUACAGUGUUGUAUGGCCUCAGAAUUACAACCACUGCAGCUUGCAUGAUGGACUUGCGAAGAUACCCAUUAGAUGAGCAGAAUUGUACACUGGAAAUAGAAAGCUAUGGAUACACAACAGAUGACAUAGAAUUUUACUGGCGAGGUGGGAAUAAUGCAGUCUCUGGAGUGGAAAGAAUUGAACUUCCUCAGUUCUCUAUUGUGGAACACAAACUUGUGUCCAGGAAUGUUGUCUUUGCCACAGGUGCCUAUCCAAGACUGUCGCUGAGCUUUAAGUUGAAGAGGAAUAUUGGAUACUUCAUUCUUCAGACCUACAUGCCCUCGAUACUGAUUACCAUUUUAUCAUGGGUGUCCUUCUGGAUCAAUUAUGAUGCAUCUGCAGCAAGAGUUGCUCUCGGCAUUACAACUGUGCUUACUAUGACAACGAUCAACACUCAUCUCAGAGAGACUUUGCCUAAGAUUCCCUAUGUCAAAGCCAUUGACAUGUAUCUCAUGGGCUGCUUUGUAUUUGUCUUCUUGGCCUUACUUGAAUAUGCUUUCGUCAACUACAUCUUCUUUGGAAAAGGCCCUCAAAGGCAGAAGAAACUUGCAGAAAAGACGGCCAAAGCAAACAACGAUCGCUCUAAAUUCGAAAGCAACCGGGUGGACAUGCAUGGGAAUAUUCUGCUAACAUCCCUCGAAAUUCACAAUGAAGUUGCAAGCAAUGAGGUCACCACAAGCGUCACCGAUCCUCAGAAUUCAACAAUAUCCUUUGACAGCUCAGGUAUCCAGUACAGAAAACAGAGUUCGCAUCGAGAAAACCUUGGAAGGCGUACAUUGGACAGAACUGGCGCCCACACAAAGAAGAGUCAUUUACGGAGAAGGUCUUCACAGCUAAAGAUAAAAAUUCCUGACCUAACGGAUGUGAACGCCAUAGACAGAUGGUCAAGAAUGGUGUUUCCUUUCACAUUUUCUCUUUUCAACUUAAUCUACUGGCUAUACUAUGUCAACUAAAUUGACUUUACUUCUUCUUCUUUUUUUAAAAAAAGACUUCAACAAGUUAAAUAUUAAUUUGCCUGUUAUUUUGUAUGUGUACAUAAGAACUUUUACACUAUAUACAUAUAUAAAUAUAAAAUAUAUAUAAAUAUAUUUAAAAUCCUGUUUAUGUGUGUACAUAUAUUGUGAAAGAAUGUGUAUUAUACCCAUUGUGCAUACACAUAUGUACUAUAUAUAUACACACACACUCUGUACUUUCGGAAGAUAACGGACAGUUUAGCAGAAUGCGCAUUAAGUGAUUUUUAAAAAAUAAAAUAAAAAGUAUGGAGAGGCAAGUGCUCUGAAAACUGUAGGUUUUGAUAAAUCUAAAAGUCAUUUAAGACCACCCAAAUAUUUUUCAGACCUCUGCAAUUCCAUAUUUAUCAGAAUUAUGUGAUAUUGUUUGUGGAAACUUGACUGCUCAUUAACUGGUAGAAUUAACACUGGUACGCUUUCUCUAAGUUAUAUUUCCUAAUCAUUGAACCAAUGAACCUAAUCAAUAUUUUUUAUUUUUUAUUUUUGCUAAUGUUUUGUGUUUUAUAUUCUAGCAAAGAUCAGUUUCCCUAUCAAAAAAUGGGCAUCGUCCUUUUAGCGAUCACUUGUUUAUUCUCAUGUAGCAAGUAAAAUCUUGAUCAAGAGAUCAGUUUGCUUCGCGUUCAUAGGAUUUGCGAUCCUUAAGAAGCUAUUGGACGUUGCAAAGCAGCCUCUUCUUAUGUGAUACAGUGCAUUAUAUAAUGUUUUAAUUUAAUAUUCCAAUUACAGUAUAGGAUUAUUUUGAGGAGAGAAUCCCUACAGCAUAAUGUUACUGGAAUGUUGUUUGAAAUGCAACUGCUGCUAACAUAUUUAGGAUCUAUUCUGAUCUAUACAGGGUUAUCAAAUCUUCUCCUUUGCAGGGGUACUAUAAUCUGAGGAGAUUAUUUCUGAGGAAAAUUUUAGCACAAACAUUGCUCCACGUUCUGCUGUACCUGCUUCCCCUUUGCAAAUCUUCUCCAUGUUACAGUGGAGCAGCCAGGCAGAACAAAUCAGUUCCACAAAAGAAUAGAUAAGGUUUAUAUAUAUAUAUAUAUAUAUAUAUAUAUAUAUAAAGCUUCUCUGUGCCACAGAGCUUUUCAAAUUUCCAGAAUGCCAGGCAAUGGAGGAUAUGAUAAUCUUAGUCCAUUGUUUCUUUAAUUAUUAGUAUUCCAAUGAUAAACUAGAAGACACCUCAGGUUAAAAACGAAAAGGGAAAACCAUGCAUUUACAUUACCAAACAUUCUUAGAACAUGAUUAAUGUAAGAUAUAUUUGCAUAAUAUGCAUAUAUAUGAAUAAUUUACCCAAUUUUCUUUCUAGUGCUUGCUACUGUGACUGCAUGCUAUAUCAUACUUUUGUUUCUGUGAUGUUACAGCUUUCUCUUCUCUAGAAUUAAACCAAUAUAGCACUUCUAAUGUAUAAAUUCAAUAACAGAACAUUUUCACAUCUAUUUUGUACAUAUAUAUGUAUAUACACACUAAAACCGCUAGUAUAGCUGAUAUGCUACAUUCACAAACCAUAAAUAAUGGAGAACAAAUGUCUUGCUUCAGCAUUAAAUGCAUUCAGUCAUUUUC
This is a messenger RNA of Podarcis muralis (Common wall lizard), 3307 nucleotides long. It is a transcript of the gene GABRB3, whose product is annotated as gamma-aminobutyric acid type A receptor subunit beta3. Lineage: Eukaryota; Metazoa; Chordata; Lepidosauria; Squamata; Lacertidae. Gene Ontology annotation, cellular component: membrane. The record is from RefSeq and is a predicted model, not a curated record. Gene Ontology annotation, molecular function: extracellular ligand-gated monoatomic ion channel activity; GABA-A receptor activity. Gene Ontology annotation, biological process: monoatomic ion transmembrane transport.